Molecule: messenger RNA, 1854 nt
Organism: Impatiens glandulifera
Lineage: Eukaryota; Viridiplantae; Streptophyta; Magnoliopsida; Ericales; Balsaminaceae
Product: protein PLASTID TRANSCRIPTIONALLY ACTIVE 16, chloroplastic
Exons: 5
Coding region: 131-1678 (515 amino acids)
Source: RefSeq, a predicted model, not a curated record
UUCAUUUCAUUCAGUGUUCUUCUCAAUUGAAGAAUACAAAAUUACAAAUAAUAUGAAUUCUCAACAAUUCUAGAUUCUCUUUUUUAAAAACAAGUUGUUUCUCUCACUUCUAUCACUUAAUCGAUCCCCAAUGGCUCCAACCCUUUCAUCCAGUGCAUUUAUCACUCCUCAACACAGCCUCACCCUAAGGAAUCCAAGGCUGUCCAUUUACGCCGCCACAAAGAACGGCGCCGGAGGAUCCUUCCCGUCGUUCCGUCUGGGGAAAUUGGGUGUCGGAUCUUCUUCCGAUGAGGAAGCCAGUCAGGGAAGCGAUUCGGGGAAUUCGACGACGACCCCUUUCUCAUUUAAUUUUGGUAAGUUAUCGUCGGACGUUAAAUCUCUUGUCCCUGUUCUUUCUAAGCCGGCGGCGGGCUUGUCGUUUGGUCAGUCAAGGAAGAAGGAUUCCGGCACCGUGUUUGUGGCUGGCGCGACGGGUCAGGCUGGAAUCCGCAUUGCCCAAACAUUGCUCAGGGAAGGAUUUAAUGUUAGAGCCGGCGUGCCGGACCUUGGUUCUGCUCAAGAAUUGGCUCGUCUUGCCGCUGCUUAUAAGUUAAUCUCCAGUGAAGAAUCACGGCGUCUCAACGCCGUGGAAUCCACCUUCCAAGAUGCGGAAUCGAUUGCCAAGGCGAUCGGGAACGCAAGCAAGGUCGUUGUUACCAUCGGUCAGGCCGAGAAUGGUCCCGUCGGUGAGGUCACAACUUCGGACGCUUUGCAGGUUAUUGAAGCUGCUCAAAUCGCUGGUGUUACCCACGUGGCCAUCGUUUACGACGGAUCCAUUUCGACUGCAUCGACCUACAACGUAUUGGACGGCAUCCAAACCUUCUUUAACAACUUCUUCUCUCGAUCUCAGCCAUUGACGAUUAACGAGUUCCUUCAGAAGUUGGUGGCAACUGACGUAAGUUACACUCUCAUGAAGACGAGUUUGACUGAUGAUUACUCACCCGAGGGUUCCUUCAAUGUUGUCGUUUCAGCCGAACGGAAUGGCGCCGUCGACUCGAACGACUACAAAGUAUCCACGUCAAAGAUAGCAUCCCUUGUGGCCAAUGUUUUCUCAAACACUUCGGUGACAGAAAAUAAGGUUGUAGAAGUUUCCUCUGACCCAUCGGCUCCAUCAAAGUCUGCAGAUGAGCUUUUCAGUGGCAUUCCUGAAGAUGGAAGAAGAAAAGCAUACUUGGAAGCCUUAGAGAAGGCAAAGACAGAGGAACUGGAAAGAAAAUCUAGUGAAGAAGCUGUUAAAGCUGCUAAAACAAAGGAGAAAGAGGUGAAAAGGAUAGAAGAAGAGCCAGAAGAGGUGGAGUCAAAUGGAGGAGUUUCAGUUGAAAGUAUGUUGGAUAAGGCAAAAGGGUUUGGCUCUGGGCUGUCUUGGGAGAAAUUCAGUUCUCAGUUGACUGCAGCUGCAGCUGCCCAAAAACAGGUCAUUGAAAAAUCCAAAGCUCAGAUUGCUACGGUUAGAGGUCAGGCAAAGGCAAGGAACCUGCCUUCUAAAAAGGCAGUUAUCAAGCAACCUCCUGCUCAAAAAAAUUCAGUUUUCAGACCAAAGUCGGAGCCAAAGGAAAAACAGAGUGAUGAGAAGAAAGAAGUAAGGAAAGUUUUUGGUGGGUUGUUUAAGCAAGAAACCAUUUACAUUGAUGAUGUCUGAGAUCGAUGAUGCUGAACACUUAUCUUCUCUAUUGGAUUGAAUGGUAUAUUUUCUUUUUUGUUUUUGCUAGUAUUCUAACUGAUGAUGUUGAAGGAUCGGAAUAAUCAUGAGCCUUGCAAGAUAAAUUUGUAUAUUUUGGCAUACUGGUUAAAGCCACAAUAAUAUCAUUAUUUGUU